This is a messenger RNA of Sparassis crispa, 423 nucleotides long. RefSeq lists its product as hypothetical. NCBI's taxonomy places the organism in Eukaryota, Fungi, Basidiomycota, Agaricomycetes, Polyporales, Sparassidaceae. The transcript is spliced from 3 exons. The coding region runs from base 1 to 423 and encodes 140 amino acids. The record is from RefSeq and is a predicted model, not a curated record.
AUGCAUGUCUUCUCCGCAUCUGUGUUCGAGCCCGCAGCGGACGAGGUGCGUAGGACGACGCUACUCGCCGAGGAAGUCGGCCGCUUUGCAAGGCCUGAAAGUAGCCGCCUGCCAUCGAAGACGUCUUCGGACGAGGACUUGCCGGACAUCGCGCAACUGCAGGUGCGUGAGUGUAACAAGGAGGGGAAGGGGAAGAGAGUUGUGAGUAACGACAGCGAUGCUGCAUACGACGCGCAUGCAGCGAAGGGGAAGUCUAAGAAGGCGACACGUACUAAUAAGAGGAAGUGGAAGGGCAGGUGGGACUCCAAUGACGACGCGCCGCGUGAGGUAUCGGGCGACUCGAUUGCGUUGUGGAACCGCAGAGACAACGAUAUGCCAGGUCAUCGAUUCUAUGCAUAUGAGGUCGUAUCUGUAACUCAAUAG